AUGAGACUCCUUGUAAAACAAACUGAAAACUGCCAGAACUACAUGCGUAUUAUGGCAAAAACUGCGGCGGGAGGACUGCUAGUAUGCGGCACGAAUUCGUUCAAGCCACUUUGUAGAGAUUAUGUAAUUCAUAAUGGAAAUUACACGGUUGCAAAGGAGAAACCUGGCCAAGCCGUAUGUCCGUACGACCCUCAUCAUAAUUCUACAGCGAUAUAUGUCGAUGGAGAUUUGUAUACUGGCACGGUGGCCGAUUUCAGCGGAAUGGAUCCUAUUAUCUACAGAGAACCGCUACAGACUGAACAAUACGAUUCGAUGAGUCUCAAUGCUCCAGAUUUUGUCAGUUCCAUGACGCACGGAGAUUUCGUCUACUUCUUCUUUAGAGAAACCGCCGUCGAAUAUAUUAACUGCGGGAAGGCGGUGUAUUCCCGGGUGGCCAGGGUUUGUAAGUAUGACCGUGGAGGGCCACAUCGGUUCCGGAAUCGUUGGACUUCCUUCCUUAAAUCUAGGCUUAACUGUUCCGUUACGGGGGAGUUUCCAUUUUACUUUAAUGAAAUACAAUCAACAACAGAACUAAUCGACGGCCAGUAUGGAGAUGUGUCCGCUCAAUUAGUCUACGGUACGUUCACAACACCUCCCAAUAGCAUUUCCGGAAGUGCCGUCUGCGCAUUUUCUCUACAAGACAUUGCGGACACCUUUGAGGGUAACUUCAAAGAACAAUCGGCGAUAAACUCAAAUUGGUUACCCGUGCAAAGCUCCAAGGUGCCCGAUCCCAGGCCCGGUCAGUGCCACAACGACAGUCGUACGCUUCCCGAUCUCACUCUGAAUUUUAUAAAAACGCACUCACUUAUGGACGAAAGUGUCCCAUCCUUCUUCGGACAGCCGAUUGUAAUUCGGACAAGUUUCCACUAUAGAUUUACACAAAUCGCGGUCGAUCCACAAGUAAAGGUUCCAGGGGGCAGAACUUACGACGUCUUAUUUAUUGGAACAGAUAAUGGAAAGGUAAUAAAGGCAGUCAACGCGCUUUCUGCCGAAACCAGACAUGGAGUGCGGCCCGUAGUUGUAGAAGAAAUUCAAGUGUUUCCAGUACACGUCGCCGUUCGGGGGCUGCACGUCAUGCAUACUCAAAAACAAGAGGGCCGCCUAGUUGUCAUAGCAGAUGGAGAAGUUCAAUCCUUAAGGUUACACAGAUGUGAUAGCAAUAAGAUAUCGAGUUGCAGUGAGUGUGUGGCUCUUCAAGAUCCUUAUUGCGCUUGGGAUAAAGUGCAAGGCAAGUGUCGAUCGCAUGGUUCCGGACGAUGGGGUGAAGAAAGCUAUUUUUAUCAGAGCGUCACAACAGGGCAACAUUCCGCCUGUCCACCUCCUAAGCUGGGCAAGGAUGCCAGCUCAGCUGGUGGGCUAAGUUCCAUACAACCGAAAUUUAAUCAAGAUCACCAACCUAGUAAAGAUAUGCCUGAUGGACAAGUUAUAAAUAUCAUGCAAGAUCGAGGGUUUGAAAACAUUGGAGGUGAUCCAUCAGUUACAGCUGCUGACAAUUCUUCGCCACAAUAUUCGGCAGAAGUUUUAAUCAUGGCGGUAGUUGCCGGUUCCGUCACGGCGUUAGUCGUUGGUUUCAUUGCGGGAUAUUUGUGCGGAAGGAAAUGUCACAAAGAUGACGACGACAAUUUGCCAUAUCCUGAUACGGAAUACGAAUACUUUGAACAACGCCAAAAUAUGAACAGUCGAAUACAAGCAGAACCGAAACUCUUACCGCAAGAAGAGGUAACGUACGCAGAACCGGUUUUGGUUCCGCAACCUCCUCCAAAGUUGCACUCCCCCAAAAAUACGUUGCGGAAGGGGCCGCAUCAAAAUAACGCCGAAACGCUCUUCCAAUUUCAACCUGAUACUGGUUAUAAUGGUAGAGAUAAUUAUCGCGGUAGAGACAACUUUGGUACUUUACGUUCACAUCAGGGAGAUAACUAUAGACGAGGUGAUGGAUUUUCGACGACGAGAAGUGUAAAGAAGGUGUAUCUCUGAGAAAGCAGUGAGGAGGGCGGAGUAGGUGCCCGAAGUUUAGGAAGACCGCGCCCACCCCGAUCGGGCCAUAGUGCAUUGCCUACAAACAGCGGCUCUUCCAGUUCUCCUUCGCCGCCCUCCUCGUCGCCUUCACCGACACCUCCCAAUACUGCCUCGUACAUUUACAGGGCAUAGUUUCAUGUCCUCAAAAUGACUUGAGCCAUGCGCAACGCUUGUAAUAAAGGUAAUGUCAGUUCUACUGUAAAUUACAAAACUUGAAAGAAUAAAAAAGUAAAAAUUACUUGGCUCUGCUUGGAACGUUUUGUACAGUGUUUCUUUAGUUUAAUUUAUAGUUUUAAGGCAAACGAGUGUGAAAAUUAUUUGAAAAUGUAGUCAGAAAGAUCUCAGAUAGGUACAACAUUUUUGUUUUGUUUAAUACAUUGUUAGUUUUUGUUUUGAAGUUGACUAUAAUCCCCUACAAAUACACCUAUACCUACAUUUAUCAAAAGGGCGAUUUAAAUAAAGAAGGUCAGUAGAUAGAAAACUCAAAGAUUUCCAAAGACUCAAAACCACCCAACUAACAUCUUAUUAUUGUUAUUUUUCAUCAUUUUAGUUCGUUCAAAACAUUUUCUCCUUAUUUGUCAAAAUUAUAACAAAGUGUGCCUUAAAUAUCACCUUAUUUGAGUUGCACAUACCUAAACAAUUUAUUUUUAAUAAUUUCAAAUAUUUCACAAUCACAAAAUAAACAUGCCAUUCGCUUAUAAUACAUAUGAAGCCAACAUGCUCAUUCAAUUAAUUGUCAUCUAAAUGUAAAAAAUCAUGUGCACAAAAAAACAGACAUUUUGCAAUCUCAAUACCGAUUUUUUGUUCAUCUUAUAUUUUUUCAGUGGAAUUUGAGAACAUUGUUGCGCAAAAAAAGUGUUUUCAAAAAACUCUCCAAAACCAAAGGACAAUACAGUCAAAUUUCUACCUAAUAUUUAAAUCGCCUCGUAUGUUUGAUUACCAAAUAAAUACUAUUAGUCGUUUCGGUUUAGUUAAAAUAAACCGCACUAAGUGAGCAUCUUUAGCCAUUACUUUUAUUACAGAACAAUAAAAUUUUAAACUGAAAUGAUCACAAUGACGUGAGAUUAUGAUAUUAAAAAUAAUUAGCGUAGUUUGUAUUGUACCGAUAAAUAGUUACUCAUUUGAAAUAGAUGGUGCGUUAGCGCGUAGGGCUAUGAUAUAUUGUAGACAUGAUAUGAUAGAUUUAAUAAGUAUUUCGAUGAUUAAUAAGUGCUUCUUAUGGAUGUGUUAGAUAAGUAUGUCCGUACAGAUAGAUUGUUAUGAUUUAGCAACAUUGUGAUUAGAUUGUAUAUUCUGUAGCUAUAAAGUUGUUCCACUUGGAUCUGUUGACAGAGAUAUCUAUAUUUUAGCACAGAGUAUCAUCUUGAAAGGUUAUAGAUUAAAUCGGGUACAAUUCAUAGUUUCAAUUUGUUGGGUGUGUGAGGAACCUUAUUAAUUUAUUGGAUUUAUUUUUUUAUACUUUUAAUUGAGUCUGUAAGGUUUAGAAUAGUUUGUGAAACACACCAAAUGCGAGUUACGUACUAUAUUAGUUUAAGUAUCUACUUAUAAGAAGAUGAACUAGAUAGGAUCUGUAACCUUUAAUGAUGAAAGGUAUUAAAUUCCAGUUUCAAACUGUAGUUCUUUUGGAUAAUGGUCGCAAUUAUUUCAGUAAAACUACUACGAAGCUGGUGUUAAUAAUUUUUGAGCAACUCUACAAUAAUUUUCCAUAUCUAAAGGCUUUUUUAAAAUUACUGCAUCUAGUAAUGUAUAUAAGACUGAAAUAAUUAAUACUCCAUGUCCAAGUUUAGUCGACAAGGCUAAUCUUUAGCGCGCAGUAUAAACAGUACAAACUUCCUCAACUUAGGAAACGUGUUAUUUUUAAUUUCUAGACUUUUAUUUCGGAUUUGUUGCAUCUUUUUUAUUGUUACUUACUAUGGUCGUAACAAAUCCCAAACACAAGUCAAUUUUUUGGUGCUCGCGCCUUAAAGACGUAAACCCUUUACUGUCCAUUACACUUUAGCAUAGAAGUGUAAGGAUACAAGUAAAGGUUUAGUUUAAUUUGUAUAAUUUGCUCAUUUACCUUUUAUUGUAGCACUAUGCAUGUAGCUUGUUAAAUUUUUUUCUACCGUCGUAACAGUAAAUUGGUUUCUAAUAGUAGAAAAGCACAAUUGUAAAUUUUAACAUUAUGUAACAACAAGCAGAGCUGAAAUACUUGAUAACGCUGUGUAAUUUAGAUUUCAAGUUAAACUAUAUUAUUGUGCAUAUUGUAAUUAAAUUAAAAACAAAAUUUUAUGAAGUUUAAGUCUGUUAUCGGUUGCGAUUUUACGUAUACAAUUUUAUAUAUUAUUGUAAUAUUAUUUUGAUACUAACGUUAUACGUGAAAUGCAACAAAUAACGGAUUUCGAUGUCGUUAUGUUAAAACCUCCAAAAUUCUCAUAACUGUAAGACUAUUCCAAUAAUAUGUACGUAGGUUUAAAAUUUCUAAAGUUGUAUAAAGUUGUAGAUAGAGUUUUAAAGGUAAAAAAAACUAGUCAAGUUAUAUAUUUAAUUGGUAUCUUUUUGGCACAUAAUUUUCUUGUGGUUCAUGUUUUGUAUCGAUUGAAAUUGUAUUCGUUUUUAAAUUUGUCCAAUUUGGUUUUGUCUGUAAUAUAAGUCAUAUGUCUACAUAGAUUACAUUAAUGAAUAAACUUGCUUCUUCCUAUUGCAACAGUGCCCAGUUGGAAUAGCAGAUUUGUCUGCUAUCGCUGUGCAGCAUUUUGUAUUGUAAGGCUGUCGCCAUUUUUUAAAUUAUAUUUAAACGUAAUUAUAUUUAUUGUAGGGUUAACAAUUACAAAGAAAUAUUAGUUAACAAAAUGUUUAUUAUGUGGACUGAUUGUAUAAAGUGUUUCACAGACUCGGAACUUUUUGUAUGUGAAAGACGUUUUUUAUUGCCACAAGUGUUGUAGUUGUAACAGUAUAUUAAAAACUAGUUCUUUGAAUAUACUUUAUACAGUUCGCCCAUAUUGGAAGCCUUCUGCAAUACGUGUGUUGACUUCCUUCAGCCAAGAAAUGGAUUAUAUUUAAACAUUCCAUGUAUGUUUAAAUAAAUUAAAAUAGUUAUUUGUCCCAAAGAGAUAUUGAAAUACACUUGUCAAUAUAUUAUAGGUUACAAUGUUAAUUGCAAAACCAAUUUUGUAAUUCUAAAGCUAGACCUAAAAGAUAGAACUGCGUAAGACAGUUGUAAUUUAUAUAAGCCUUUGCAGAUGUACUGUAUAUUAUAUAUAGUUAUACUUCCAUUUUGUCCAGAACUUUUAUUGUAGGACACGCUUGUUUGUAAUUGUAAUUAUGUCGAAAUUGUAUCAUUACUUUACUUCUAAGAAGUAUGUUAUUGAUAGUCUAUUUUUUAUCAUUAUUAUUUAUAUUUGUUCUUCAUACUAAGGUUCUGGACAAAUUGUGUUGAGAUAUCCAUUUAAUAUUGAAUUUUAGACA
Photinus pyralis (common eastern firefly) is the source of this 5502-nucleotide messenger RNA. Its product is annotated as semaphorin-1A. The record is from RefSeq and is a predicted model, not a curated record. Gene Ontology annotation, biological process: axon guidance; neural crest cell migration; positive regulation of cell migration. The transcript is spliced from 12 exons. Lineage: Eukaryota; Metazoa; Arthropoda; Insecta; Coleoptera; Lampyridae. The coding region runs from base 1 to 2013 and encodes 670 amino acids. Gene Ontology annotation, molecular function: chemorepellent activity; semaphorin receptor binding.